This is a messenger RNA of Hibiscus syriacus, 1467 nucleotides long. RefSeq names its product probable protein phosphatase 2C 73. NCBI's taxonomy places the organism in Eukaryota, Viridiplantae, Streptophyta, Magnoliopsida, Malvales, Malvaceae. Gene Ontology annotation, biological process: protein dephosphorylation. The record is from RefSeq and is a predicted model, not a curated record. Gene Ontology annotation, molecular function: protein serine/threonine phosphatase activity. The coding region runs from base 299 to 1366 and encodes 355 amino acids. The transcript has 8 exons.
UCUUCUUCACAGCUAAAGAAUCAAAGCGUAAAAAAGAAAACCCAGACCCUAACAGACAAAAACAAGGGAAAAAUUAUUUCUUUUGACCAUGGGUAUUUUCUCUGAUCCAUCUCUAUAUUUCAACUAUCAGUUUCUCAUCUUCCCUUGCAAAGAUCAAGUCACUGCAUUCUGGUUGCUUGCAUCAGCUACUCAGCAAGUCAUUUACUCUUGAGACUUUGGAUCUACAACAAGGAAAACAACAGAAAAAGUUUGUCUUUGUUUUUUUUUUUUGGUAGUGGGUAUUGAAUUCUAGAGGGAAAUGAGGCAAUUUUCCUCCAUGUUGAAUGGAUUAGCAAGGUCGUUGAGAGGGAAAAAUUCCGGGAACGAUGACGGACGAGAGGCUGCCGAGGCAAUGGCGAAGGAUGCGAAGAAGAAUGACAUGGUUUUGAGGUCUUCGGGUUCGGUAAACAUCGAUGGUUCAGACAAUUUCACCACGGUUUUCUCCAAGAGAGGCAGGAAGGGAGUGAACCAGGACUGUGCCAUUGUGUGGGAGGAAUUUGGAUGUCAAGCAGACAUGUUGUUUUGUGGGAUAUUUGAUGGGCAUGGUCCAUGGGGUCAUUUUGUAGCUAAAAAAGUUCGAGAAUCGUUGCCUUCAUCCUUGCUCUGCAAUUGGCAAGAGACUCUAGCUCAAGCAUCGCUCGACCCGGAUACUGAUUUAGAAUCCGAUAAAAAGCUUAAGAGGUUUCAUAUAUGGAAGCAUUCUUAUCUAAAGACUUGUGCCGCAGUCGAUCACGAGCUUGAGCAGCAUAGGAGGAUCGAUUCCUUUUACAGUGGAACGACUGCCUUAACAAUUGUCAGACAGGGUGACCUCAUGUAUGUAGCCAACAUAGGCGAUUCUCGGGCUGUUUUAGCUACAACAUCAGACGAUGGAGACUUGGUUCCCGUUCAGCUUACUGUAGAUUUCAAGCCGAAUUUACCUCAGGAGGCGGAGCGGAUAAUUCAGUGCAAAGGUCGGGUUUUCUGCAUGCAUGACGAGCCAGGGGUGCACAGGGUUUGGCUACCUGAUGAAGAGUCACCAGGGCUGGCAAUGUCGAGAGCUUUCGGGGACUACUGCAUAAAAGAUUACGGGCUUAUUUCGGAUCCAGAAGUCACACAGCGACAUAUAACCAGCAGAGACCAAUUUGUUGUUCUUGCUACCGAUGGGGUAUGGGAUGUUGUAUCCAAUCAGGAAGCGAUUCAAAUAGUAUGUUCGACACUGGACAAGGCGAAGGCAGCAAAGCGGCUGGUCGAGUUUGCUGUCCAGGCUUGGAAAAAGAAGAGGAAAGGCAUUGCAAUAGAUGAUAUUUCAGCCAUCUGCCUCUUCUUCCACUCUUCUCCCUUAGAAUGAAGUUGAUUUUGUUACAACUUCAGUAGAGUUGUUAAUGUAAAUUGAGCAAAGAUUAUGGCUCUUAUGUAUUGUUUUUUUCUUAGUUAAAUGUAGUUGAUUUG